Mixia osmundae IAM 14324 is the source of this 1900-nucleotide messenger RNA. RefSeq lists its product as uncharacterized. Gene Ontology annotation, molecular function: pyridoxal phosphate binding; identical protein binding; L-ornithine transaminase activity. The coding region runs from base 219 to 1613 and encodes 464 amino acids. Gene Ontology annotation, cellular component: cytoplasm. The transcript is spliced from 8 exons. Lineage: Eukaryota; Fungi; Basidiomycota; Mixiomycetes; Mixiales; Mixiaceae. The record is from RefSeq and is a predicted model, not a curated record.
GACGGAAGGAGCUUUGGCGCAAGUAUGGCACCUAUCGCAGUCUCGACGAACGGCACAAACGGCACACAUCGUGAGUGUCUAUGCUCGGCGCAUGGACCUCGAGGGGCACGCCUGUUGCUCGGCAGCGCGAGCAGUUGGGAGCAGACAGCAGCUGACCUCGAGGUCUGCCCGCUCUGCCAAGAAAGCUAACGCAGGAAAGCGCAGUCAAGGAGAUCAAGAUGAACAACGGCAAUGCAACGACGCAAGACAAGCCGUUCCAUGCUAAGCAUCCCUUGACGAGCGCCCAGUGUGUCACACUCGAGAACGAAUAUGGCGCACACAACUAUCAUCCUCUGCCUGUGGUCUUUGCUCGGGCCAAGGGCGCCAAAGUCUGGGACCCAGAAGGCAACGAGUACAUCGAUUUUCUGUCUGCCUACUCUGCCGUCAACCAAGGGCACUGUCAUCCUCGUAUCCUGGCUGCAUUGGUCGAACAGGCCGGCAAGCUCACCCUCAGCUCUCGCGCUUUCCACGCAGAGGGACUCGGCGCGUUUGCAGAGAAAGUCACCAAGCUGCUCGGAUAUGAGAUGGUUCUGCCCAUGAACACGGGCGUCGAAGCCGUCGAGACUGCACUCAAGCUCGCCAAAAAGUGGGCUUACAAGAAAAAGGGCGUCCAGCCAGGCAAGGCCAUCAUUCUCUCUGUCACGGAGAACUUCCAUGGGCGCACAAUGGGCGUCAUCAGCAUGUCUACUGACCCAGAGGCACGCAAUGAUUUCGGACCCUUCCUACCGUCUAUCGGUCCUUGCUGCCCCGUCAAAUCAAGCGAGCGCACGAUAAGAUAUAACAACAUCCCGGAUCUCGAACGCGCACUCGACGCACACGGCAAAGACGUCGCUGCUUUCCUCGUCGAACCCAUCCAAGGCGAAGCAGGCAUCGUCGUGCCAGACUAUGACUAUCUCGAGAAGGCACAGGCCCUCUGCCGAAAGCACAACGUCCUGCUCAUCUGUGACGAGAUCCAGACCGGUCUCGGACGGACGGGCAAGCUGCUCGCAUCAACACACAACCCAAAUGUCAAGGCAGACAUCAUCACCCUCGGCAAAGCGCUCAGUGGCGGCUUCUACCCCGUCUCUGCCGUGCUGAGCUCACGCGAGAUCAUGCUCUGUAUCCAGCCGGGCGAGCAUGGAUCGACCUACGGGGGAAACCCACUCGCUUGCGCAGUCGCAUCGGAAGCGCUCGACGUUCUCGUGGACGAGAAGAUGUCUGAGCGUGCUGCCGAGCUCGGCGAGACUUUCCGUGCGCAACUCAGGGAGAUCGCCAACUCGAAAGGUCCCGAAGGCGGUUGGAUCACCGAGGUUCGAGGCAGAGGCCUGUUGAAUGCCGUCGUCAUUGACGAAUCAAAGAGCAAGCGUGGUAGGGGAGCAUGGCAGCUCUGCCUUCUCAUGAAAUCAAAAGGCGUCCUCGCCAAGCCCACCCAUCGCAACAUCAUCCGAUUCGCUCCCCCGCUUGUCAUCUCAGCCGAAGAGCUCACUGCAGGUGUCAACGCCAUUCGCGAAUCUCUCGUCGAGCUAGACACGAUUGACGUCAUUCCGGGUAACGACGAAGAGGAAUCACACAAUCAACAGAUCCUAGACGACUAGACUGUCAAGCUCAUCAGAGGGAGGUGUAUAUCAGUCUUAUCGGGCACACAAUCAUGUCAAAAGCCUAAUGCAUCCAUUCUGUUCACUCGGUGCUUGUCCGAGAUGAUCAUGAUGAUUCAAACACUAUCGGCGCUCAGAGCACACACUCGCACAAACGAGUCCAAGUUCAUGCAUGCACAGAUGCCAGUCCAUUCAGUCCGUUCUUUCCAUGUCGUCGCUGUCGAUCCCCUCUGUAUAUUGCAUAUUCACUGAGCCGAGUCCAUGGUAGAUGAUGAUGCGUCCGAGCU